Molecule: messenger RNA, 1565 nt
Organism: Pseudo-nitzschia multistriata
Lineage: Eukaryota; Bacillariophyta; Bacillariophyceae; Bacillariales; Bacillariaceae
Source: the annotation of a GenBank genome assembly
AGCGCCGACUUGUUCUUCACAAAAAAACCAUCGUUCUACCAAUUCUUUUUAUCGAACCAUACCGGUACGAGUACCUAAAUCGGAACACAAUUUAAUAUCAAUAACGAAACUAAAAUAUUUUAACACCAUGGAUCACUUCAGUUACCAAAAUCCGGAGCGUCAAUCCAUGGCUCUGCCUAGCGGCGCAGAAGCUAUCGUUUCGCUUAGGAGCGAUGACGAAAUUCURAUGUCUUCUCGCGAAAAAUCGACUAAAUCCACUAUCAUYGGCCGUCUGAACAUCCCUAUGAUGGUAGCACUCAUGCUGUGGGUCAUGUUGAUCACCGUCGAGUUGUCGCCGUUUGCGCUUAUCAUCAGAGGAGGMAACGACCCACAYGCAGCAGGUGCCGGAAAAGGUAGCGUUGUAUCUCAGGAAGACGACGACGACGAGUAUUCCGUGAAGGGCCUGUGGGGUUCCACYGCCUCGCUUUCUGACCUUGUCUUUGGGAUCCGCCCCUGCUCCCUCGAGGAAUGCGUCUCUUCUCCAUGCGAAGACYCCAAGACGACRAGGUUCGCUUGCCUAAGCCUGCAGCACRACAAACAGGCUCGCGGUGGCUGCGGUGCGGUGCCGUGGACGAAGACGAUUUGCGCCGACCAGUGCGAUGCCUCGGGGUGCAGCUGGCUCCUCCGGGAAAAGAUCGACGCCUCACAACUUCAGCAGCCGGGGAGCGACGAAAACGUCGUGGAAGACUGCGACACCGAGUGCCCCAAGCACUGGUGUGAACGGAAUAGGUUGUGCGGAGCCGAAGCGGCCCCGUACCAGUGCACGRCCGGUCUGUCGAUAUACGGAUGCAGCGCCGACAUGUACGAAUGGACCGUCCGAUCCACCGACACCGAUUGUUCUGCGUGCUGCAAUACGAACUUCUGCACRUGAGAAACCAAAAUACAMGAAACUAGGGCAAAACCAAUGGAACGUGACUCCCCAAGAAAUUCGGAAUGGAACUAACGAUGACAUGCAUUUUCUAUUUCAAUAAUUUGGAUGCAACCUUCUAGUUGAUCCAAAUAAACWGAGCCGGAGCAGAACAACCCUGGAAUUGUGACAUUAAGAGGAAUCAGAGCGUUUCAUUUUGCCUUUGGGUUGACAAACGCAUGGCACAUGAAAGGAACUAGAACGAAUGAAUCGAUAGAAAAUCAAUCUAGUCAAUCAGCGAUUUCUUCCUUCCACGAUCCAUGACCACCAGAAUUGGAUAUCUGGUUAASACUUGUUUCCGCGAAUCAUGGUAUUUUGAAUGGAGAGAAAUCAGAAAGAUACGAAUCAUCGCUUGACUCGCACGUAUGAAACUCCGGUUCAUUCAAAUACCCAGGUGUGGAUUAAUAAGGCCUUAAGGCCCCURUUCGCUCCAGUAUCAGUCACUCUAUACUAGCUACACCUCGAUGGUCGAAAAAGUGAACAAACAACCACCCUCUAAUCAGAAAAUGACGAAGAUGGAAGAUGUCAAAAAACGAAAAAAUGAGUAGUUGAACGUACUCCUCGUCAACUAGUAUGCUCUAAGAUCGAUGSAAUCUAGUUUGCGUUGACUAAGACAUAU